GUUCUUCUUGAAGAGCGACGGUCCAUGUUGUCCUUGUUGCAGGCGCCGAGCAGGACUUGAGCCACAGCCACUGCAAGGCGUGUGUGCGUCGAAUGUGUACUACGGGCAAUGUCUUGAGGACAUCCAUGUGGACGUGCCAGAUGAAGAUCUGAAGCCCAAACCGUAUUCGACGAAGUCCACGACGAAACAGUCCGUCGAGGUACGAGACUUUGUCCCUGGUAGCCAGCGACACCGACCCGUACAGUCCUAG
Molecule: messenger RNA, 250 nt
Organism: Symbiodinium pilosum
Lineage: Eukaryota; Dinophyceae; Suessiales; Symbiodiniaceae
Source: the annotation of a GenBank genome assembly